Odontomachus brunneus is the source of this 1474-nucleotide messenger RNA. Its product is annotated as testis-specific serine/threonine-protein kinase 3-like. Gene Ontology annotation, molecular function: tau-protein kinase activity; protein serine/threonine kinase activity; ATP binding. The record is from RefSeq and is a predicted model, not a curated record. The coding region runs from base 300 to 1403 and encodes 367 amino acids. Gene Ontology annotation, cellular component: cytoplasm. Lineage: Eukaryota; Metazoa; Arthropoda; Insecta; Hymenoptera; Formicidae. The transcript has 8 exons. Gene Ontology annotation, biological process: intracellular signal transduction; microtubule cytoskeleton organization; protein phosphorylation.
CUGAAAUGAUUAAUAAUUAACGGGUUCAGUAGGUGACUGUUGCGCGAGUUCACUCGUGGACGAUGGGCUGUCGGAGAUUUGCUGCUAUGAAUAAUUUUCGUUUAUCAAGCGAGUCUACAGAUAACCGGAGGACUUGAUCUUACCGAUUGUUUAUGCCGAAAUUAAAUUAAAAUCUCACGUUCAACGAACGAAGACAUGUGAUCAACGCGACAAGUAAAAUGAAUUCUCCGUUGGCUAGAGAUUUAUUUGAGAAAUAAUAUGAAGAAAUUGUCAAGUCGAAAGCCUUAUCUACGCCGGAAAUGGCGACAGUACCAAUAAUAAAGUGUACUUCGAACGAGCGACCGGCCGACAUGAAAUCGACGGAUGAGAAGAAUGGCGAGAGAUCGGAUAAGAAAUUAACGGUGCUCGAGUCGCACGGUUAUGUUCUUGGAAAGACUAUAGGAGCUGGAUCAUACGCCACAGUCAAAAUCGCGAAAUCCGAUCGGCACAAUUGUCAAGUGGCGGUGAAGAUCGUUUCGAAAUUUCAAGCACCCGGCGAGCACCUCACAAAGUUCCUACCCCGUGAGAUCGAGGUGGUCAAAGGCUUGAAGCAUCCGAAUCUAAUUCGUUUUCUACAAGCCAUAGAAACCACUCAUCGAGUAUACAUCGUCAUGGAAUACGCGCAAAACGGUAGUUUGUUCGAUGUUAUACGUCACGACACUUAUAUCGACGAGCUGCGUAGCCGCAGAUGGUUUCGCCAACUUUUAGAAGCCAUUGAUUAUUGCCAUGAGCGUGGAGUGGUGCACAGGGACAUAAAAUGCGAGAAUCUUCUCAUGGAUCAACAGUUCAAUGUCAAACUGUCGGAUUUCGGCUUCGCGCGAGGACAGAUGAAGCCGAAGGAUGGCGAAUGGCCGCUCAGCAUGACCUACUGUGGUAGUUAUGCUUACGCAGCACCUGAGAUCCUGCGAGGUAUCCCGUAUCAGGCUCAGCUCUCCGACAUAUGGUCCAUGGGUGUGGUACUCUACGCUAUGGUUUACGGUCGACUGCCGUUUGACGAAACGAGCCACGCGAUACUAUUAAAGCAAGUGCAAAGCAGAGUGGUGUUUCCUAAACAUCCUAAAGUAUCUCAGCCAUGUCGUUCUUUGAUCGCCCGUAUAUUGGUACCACAAACGGCACGAAUGCGCAUCUGCGUCAUAAGAACCGAUGCCUGGCUUGAGAUGUCCGUCGUCGCUCAAACAUCUAUUAAUGACGGAUUCGCCAAAACAGCGACUGUACAUCCAACGUGUAAGGAACGUGAAGCGUCCGAUGAAGGUGUGGUAUCGAUUACUCCUGCAAUCCUUCAAAGAAUAUUAAAUGAAAGACCUAAGGCUACCGUCGAUGAUAAAACAGAGACUACGAAAAUCGAUUUAAACGCAAAGCUAUGAAACUCAAACAUAAUGUAAACAAAUUCUGUAAAAUUAUUAAAACAAGAUCAUUAAACAAAGCUGUAACUUAA